Habropoda laboriosa is the source of this 1602-nucleotide messenger RNA. RefSeq lists its product as uncharacterized. The record is from RefSeq and is a predicted model, not a curated record. The coding region runs from base 1 to 1602 and encodes 533 amino acids. Lineage: Eukaryota; Metazoa; Arthropoda; Insecta; Hymenoptera; Apidae. The transcript has 3 exons.
AUGGCGCUGAGUUAUGGCGUUCUUAUGGCGCUGAGUCAUCAGUGUUUUAUACAAAGUUUUAGUUUAGAAAUGUCUGGUCUAUCGAUAAGUGAUCACCUCAUUUUCAAUCAACUUGUAAAUAACGAAAAUAUACAUGACUGUGAAGUAUCAUCGGAUGGUGCAAGUUCGACGUGCAGUGAUAUUGAGCCAGAGUUUCAAGAUUUCGAAUUCGACGAGUUUGACGCUUCAGAACGUGAAGAAGAUAUGGAAGAUCAAAAAAAUUACAUAGUAUCUGGUCGUACGUGGAGUUGUAUUGCUCCUAUAAACAACAAUACCAUAGAAUUUGAAAACUAUUCGUUAACAGAAAAAAGUGUAAAUAUAGAAACGAUCGACGAAUGUUUUCAUCUGUUUAUUAAUGAACAAAUCAUAGACACUAUUAUUUUACAUACUAACAAUAAAGCACACGAGACUAUACCGCCGAACAAAAAGUGGAAUCCAGUGGAUCGUAUUGAAAUCGACGCAAUUUUAGGACUCCUACUAAUGAUGGGACGAUUUCGAGAGUCAUAUGAACGUAAAACCGAUUUGUGGAGGCAAAAUGAAGCGCUGUGCCGACCGUUUUACGCAGCUACUAUGUCCCGUGACCGGUUUUCAGAUAUAUUAAAACACAUUCGUUUCGAUGAUUACAUCACGCGUGAAGAUAGAAAAGCAAUCGAUAAACUGGCACCACUGCGAGCUAUCAGUAAUAUUUUUAUAAAAAACUGUAGGGAUUCCUAUAGUGCGUCUAGUAUUGGUACAGUCGAUGAGCAACUGGUCACAUUCCGCGGACGUUGUUCGUUUAAGGUACACAUGCCAAAUAAACCGGACAGAUAUGGAAUUAAAAUUUUUACUUUAUGCGAUGCAAAAACAUUUUACUGUUGCAACAUGGACAUUUAUUUGGGUAAAAUUGAAAGUAUUCCUGAAAAGCAACAAGCUCAACGGAUCGUUAAACAGCUGACCGAUUUUUGGAGGAGAUCGAAUCGCUCGAUAACCACUAAUAAUUCCUUCACAGAUAUCCGUCUAGCCGAAGAGUUGUUAGCGAACGAUAUUUUUCUUACAGGAACCGUGCGCAAACGUAACCCGGAUUUACCUAAAAUACUCACGCAAACUCAGCACCGUCAACAAUACUCCGCUGAUUUUUUGUUCACCGAUAAUUUGACGCUAGUUUCUUAUGUUCCAAAGCCUGAAAAAUGUGUCAUAUUGUUAUCCAGUUUACACCACGAACAUUUCAUUUCGAACCCGGAAAACAGUUACAAACCGGACAUUGUUAAUUAUUACAAUACCACAAAGAACAGUGUAGAAGUGUUUGAUAAAAUAGUGAAAGAGUGCUCCUGUAGACGCUGUACUCGUCGCUGGCCCCUGUCACUUUUUAUGCAUUAUGUAGAUGUCGCUGCGUACAACGCUUUCGUUAUAUGGAUUACCAAAAAUCCCACAUGGGAAAGUAAUAAUACGAUAAAAGUGAAAAGGAAACUAUUUUUAGAAAAUUUAGCGAAAAGAUUAGUUGCGGAUAAUAUAAACAGGCGUGCUACACUGUUCGAAAACCACGAAACCACUUUGCACAAGUGUAAUGUGAUAAAUAUAGAAUAA